AUCGCUGACAAGCUGGUCGGUUAACAGUGAGCCCUCCCCGCAACCGCUCGGGAUCAGGGUUUGCCCCUUCUGACCGGCACCAAUCUGAGAUGGGUAGACGGAGGGGGCGGGAAGGUUAGUUUGAAGAGGGCAGAGCUUUGCGAGCGGACGCCGAUUUCCCUAUUAGGCUAUUUCACCGCUGGAAGAAAAUAAAAGCCAAAGCCAGUAGAAAAUAACAGCUUAGGGAGAAAUCAGUCGGACCACACGUCAGAACCUCAUUAACUCCAAGGAAAGCCAGCCGGCAGAGAGGAGAAACAGCAAGAACGCAUCCCUUAUUGCUGCUGCUGGAGUCCUCUGUUUGAACUGCUAUGGCUGCUGCACAUUGGAAGCCUAAAUCACUGGACUUGGGCUGGUGGAUCAUUCUCCUGCUCCUCAACCUCCUUCCCGAGGCCAGGGCAGUAGUUGGACACAGAGAGCCGUUGCCUGAUGAUAGUAGAGACAAUAUAACCAUUUUCACCCGAAUCCUCGACAGGCUGUUGGAUGGAUAUGACAACAGGCUACGUCCUGGACUGGGAGAGAGCGUGACAGAAGUGAGGACAAACAUCUAUGUGACGAGUUUUGGGCCAGUGUCGGAUACAGACAUGGAGUACACCAUUGAUGUCUUCUUCCGUCAGAGUUGGAGGGACGAGAGGCUGAAGUUUGACGGGCCCAUGCAAGUUUUACCCCUCAACAACCUCCUGGCCAGUAAGAUAUGGACUCCGGAUACAUUUUUCCACAACGGAAAGAAAUCAGUGGCCCACAACAUGACGACUCCUAACAAACUGCUACGACUAGUCGACAACGGAACGCUUCUCUACACGAUGAGGUUGACCAUUCAUGCCGAGUGCCCCAUGCACCUAGAAGAUUUCCCGAUGGAUGCACACGCCUGUCCUCUGAAAUUCGGAAGUUAUGCUUACACAAAUAACGAGGUGAUCUACCUGUGGACCCAGGGAGACGAGAGGUCUGUUGCUGUUGCAGAAGAUGGCUCCAGGCUGAACCAGUAUGACUUACUGGGACACGUUAUUGGCAAAGAAACCAUCAGUUCCAGCACAGGAGAAUACGUAGUGAUGACAACAUAUUUCCAUUUGAAAAGGAAAAUUGGCUAUUUUGUGAUUCAAACCUACCUCCCGUGCAUCAUGACUGUCAUACUGUCUCAGGUCUCCUUCUGGCUAAACAGAGAAUCGGUUCCUGCUCGCACUGUAUUUGGGGUCACCACUGUCCUAACCAUGACCACCCUGAGCAUCAGUGCUAGAAACUCCCUUCCUAAGGUGGCCUAUGCCACAGCCAUGGACUGGUUCAUGGCUGUGUGCUAUGCCUUUGUCUUCUCUGCCUUGAUUGAGUUUGCCACAGUCAACUACUUCACCAAGCGCAGCUGGGCAUGGGAUGGGAAAAAAGAGGGCAUGGAAAUAAGGGAACCGUUUCAGGCUAACAUGGCCAGGAUUAACGAUAUGAGAAGAGAAUCUACGACCUUGUCCAAAAAGGCAAACAACACCUUCAACAUUGUGGGAACCACCUACGCCAUCAACGUCGCUAAAGACCAAGGUUUAACGACCAUUUCCAAGAGUGCCGCUGGAGCGUCGGCCAAACAGCCCUAUCUCCAUAAAAUGGAAGACCCCUACAUGGAGGCCAAGAAGUCCUACAACCGUGUCAGCAAAGUGGACAAGAUAUCACGCAUCAUUUUCCCAGUUCUGUUCUUCAUCUUCAACUUAGGCUACUGGGCCACAUAUGUCAACAGACAGCCCGCUAUCAUGAAGGCAAACAACUUAAACUGAAUUUGACCGAAUGCUAGGCUUGAUCUGGUUUGGUUUGGAGGGUAGACAGGUUUGCAGGAGGCCAAGUCCAUUACAUCUUAUUGUGUGUAUGUGUGUGCGCGCGUGUUUUGUGGGUCUGUUUUUUCUUAUGAUAUUUUGCACGUCUGUUUAGAUGGAAGGCAAAUUUUAACAUACAGUAGAUUCACAUAGAGUAGUAGACCUUGGAAGGAGAACAUUUUCACAUCAGACUGUGUUUGUCUAGCAUUUCUUUUCUCCCCCUCCACACUCUAGCACUGUUCCCUGUUGUGAGUAACCAAGUCUCCCUUUGCUGUAUCUUGAUUGCUUGCCGUUUUGUAGAGUAGUCAAAUUGUGGUUUCACUAUGUUUUGACAUGUUUGCGCUUUGCUUAUAAUAAGUUAGAGCAAGCAUGCGUUUGAAGUUUUCAUUGUAGAUCAUUAGCAAUGAUAUGGUUUUGACACAUGCAUCAAGUUAACAACGUGCAUGCAUGCACGCAGACACAGACACACAGUGACGCAUCAGAAAAUGCCACAAGAGCCAUUCGUCCGUUGCUUUACCGUGCUCGGUUUGCCGGGGGCAGCCUGUAUAGUUCCAUAGGAACAUCGUUAAUAAUCGUCAGUGUCUGGCCUUCAGCUCACGCUGAAUUUCAACAGACCCAAUGCAGUAUCAUCUGGAAUUGCCAUCACGUCCCACGGGACUGCCUGUACAUUUUCUAGUACAGUGGCUCUAAUUGUUUUAACUGGCUGAGUAUGCUCAAUGACAGAAAAGCUAUGUGCCUUGGUGAAUACACACAUUAUAAAGUAAAAGGCUUUAACACGCUCACAGUUGCAUUUACAGCACACAUAUGCACAAUGGUCUGUGUGUAUAUUACAUGCAAACAUAUACUGGUGUCCACAGGCUCCGUGCACAGCAGUAUGUGGCUGAGACCCACCCACUCACAGCCCAUGGGCACAGAGUGUAAAAUUGCCCAUUAGUGUGGAAGGUUAACAGACCUCUGCCUGUGAGAAGUUGAAGCAAAGAGAUU
Molecule: messenger RNA, 2810 nt
Organism: Sander lucioperca (pikeperch)
Lineage: Eukaryota; Metazoa; Chordata; Actinopteri; Perciformes; Percidae
Gene: gabra3
Product: gamma-aminobutyric acid type A receptor subunit alpha3
Exons: 12
Coding region: 348-1790 (480 amino acids)
Biological process (GO): monoatomic ion transmembrane transport; gamma-aminobutyric acid signaling pathway; regulation of postsynaptic membrane potential
Cellular component (GO): GABA-A receptor complex; dendrite membrane; synapse
Molecular function (GO): transmitter-gated monoatomic ion channel activity involved in regulation of postsynaptic membrane potential; GABA-gated chloride ion channel activity; GABA-A receptor activity
Source: RefSeq, a predicted model, not a curated record